GCAUGGGAGCGGAUAACAGGACUGUGAUUCUUGCACCAAGGAUCGCCAUUUUCUAACUUUGCAAUCGUAAAGUCUCAUUUGAGAAGCUAAAGUUGUUGUCUGCUAAGUGGUUCACAAACUUUUUUAUCAAAAUGAAGAUAUCCAGGACCUUCCUGCUCCAGAUGUGUGUGAUUCUGGUGGUUUCUAUUGCCUCCUGCACCUGUAAGCCUCUCAGUAACAACAUCCAAAGCGAAGAGCUGGAGAAAUUCUACUUGCAGUUGUCAGAGGAUCUGUUAGAGGAAGAAAACACAGAGCCUCAAAUGGAAGAUUUCUUGCCAAACAUGAAGGAAGGCUUUCUGAGACAACUUAACCUUUCAGAUGUUCCACAGGAGGAUCGCAAAAUCUCGCCCCCUCAGUUCAUGUUGGAGCUGUACAACAAGUAUGCCUCGAAUAGGUCGGCAGUCCCACAGUUUGAUGUCAUACGAAGCUUCACUGUCCAAGAUGUCAGUCUGAACAUGACAAAUGGCCCAAAGUCAAGGUGCAGGCUGCUGUUCAAUAUUAGUGUCCCCAACCAUGAAAAGAUUAUCACUGCUGAACUACAGCUCCUCUUCUUUCCAGAUGCCAGGUCAAAUGUCACAUCACAGAGUUUCAAAGCCACUGUCAAAGUCUAUGAAGCUGAUGGCAACAAUUUUGCAUCAUCUACACACCUGCUGUAUGGCGAAGAGGUGGUGGCCUCACAGAGCACACGGGCAAAGUUUGAAGUGACAAGAGCAAUUCAAAGCUGGAUUAAGUCAGGCCAAGGGCCAACUGCUUUUGAUGUAGUGGUGGAUAGGAAGGACUGUGGCGCCUCUGACAGUACAAAGGGAAAGGGCUGUUUGAAUAUGAGUAUGUCUGUCGGAGAUAAUGCUGCAGCUGCUUUAAUAAUCUUCUCAGAUGACUUUAAUAGCAGAAGGAGGGAGACAAAGAAGGAGCUUAAAGAGAUGAUCCUUCAUGAGGAAGAAAUCUUCCUUCUCACCGGGGCUGACUGGAACAGAGGGAAUCAAGUUCCAAGUGAGGUUCCCCAUUUUCAGCGCCCACGUAGAACAAAAAGAAAGGCCGACAGGGAAUACUGCCACCGAACCUCGCUUAAAGUCAACUUUAAAGACAUCGGCUGGGACAGCUGGAUUGUGGCGCCUCCAGAGUAUGAUGCCUUUGAGUGCCGAGGAAUGUGUUUCUACCCGCUGACAGAUGAGUUGACCCCAUCAAAGCACGCUCUCAUCCAGACGCUGGUGAAUCUCAGAGACCCCAAAAAGGCCAACAUGGCUUGCUGUGUCCCAAUAAAAUUGGACCCUAUAACAGUCAUGUAUCAGGAGAAUGGGCGCAUCACUAUCAGAUACCUUUAUGAGGAGAUGAAGGUGGCAGAGUGUGGUUGCAGGUAGUCAGAAAGAGUCAGGCUAUAGCAGCUAGAAGGUGAAUUAAAGCACAGCUUAUGCCAGAAAGGACAAUGGUUUAAGAUGUCUGUUUUAUUCUAUUAAUUUGAGAUUAAGAUGUAUUUACCACUGCUAUUCAAACACAAGCAGAAAACAUACCAUAUCUAGUUUGCCCAAACAUUCAAGAAUCCCUUUCUCCUUCACAUUAUAACAAAUAUCUUCAAUACUCAUUUAAUUAAGGGCUUGCACAUUCAGUGAUGGAAGAUUUUUUUUACCAGUACCAUAUUUUUGAAUUCAAAUAAAAGGAUUUUUUAUAAAUUUUUGUAGCGCUUGAAAUAAUGACACAAUGCACAGGAAACCAAAGAACACAUGCACUUUUUACAGUGCAAAUUUCUUUCUUGUAAAGCAUGUAUAACAUUGUUGGCUUUGGGUCCAUUUGGUUCUCAGCUUUAGGGUAAAUAAAACAAUGGGUAUAUAAAGUUUAAACAUAAUGUAGACAAUGACACUCAUGACUUUACAUGAGUUUUUCUCGUGGCAUUUUAAGCUGCUUAUAGUUAUGGACUUUGACUAGGUCACUACAAGUGCCCUUUAUUCAGCUUCACCCAUCUUUUAAUCAAUCAAUGCAUAGCAUUUUGCAGAGAGGCCAGGAAAUUCAGGUUGGUAUCCUCUGAUCAGAGCAGCUUCUUCUAUAUGUUUGCUGUGUCCCCUACAUGGAUUUUGGCAAACUUAAAACGUGAGCUAUAAUGGCUUUCUUUUACAAUAGUUUUCAUUUUGUCACUCUUCCAAAAAGGCCAGAUUUGUGGAGUGCACAACUAUUCCCCCACCUGUGCUGUGGAUCUCUGCAGCUCCUUCGGAGAUACCAUGGGUAUCAUGGCUGUAUUUCUGAUUAAUACUUCCUUUGCCUGGGUCAUCUGUUUAGGUAGACCAAUCUUUCUUAGUAUGUUUGCAGUGGUGCUUAACUCUUUCUGGUAUCGAAUGGUAGAUUGAACAGUGUUCACAGUGUUCACACUUAAGGAUAUUGUUGUAAAACCCAACCGUACUCUAAACUUCACAUCUUUCUCGAUGAUGUGUCUGCUGUGUUCCUUGGUCUUCAUGCUGUUUGUUCACAAAUAUCCUCCAACAAACCUCUGAGGCCUUUAAAACAGCUGAAUUAUACUAAGAUUAAAUUACACACAGGUGUAACUCUAGUUACUUAAUAGGUGACUUCUGAAGGCAAUUGGGUGUAAGGGGUGUCAAAGUACAGAGGGCUAUAUAUAUAUACAGGGGUUGGACAAUGAAACAAACACCUGAUUUUAGACCACAAUAAUUUAUUAGUAUGGUGUAGGGCCUC
Messenger RNA from Girardinichthys multiradiatus, 2718 nucleotides. RefSeq names its product growth differentiation factor 2 (gene gdf2). NCBI's taxonomy places the organism in Eukaryota, Metazoa, Chordata, Actinopteri, Cyprinodontiformes, Goodeidae. Gene Ontology annotation, cellular component: extracellular region. The coding region runs from base 132 to 1397 and encodes 421 amino acids. The record is from RefSeq and is a predicted model, not a curated record. Gene Ontology annotation, molecular function: growth factor activity; cytokine activity. Gene Ontology annotation, biological process: SMAD protein signal transduction; BMP signaling pathway. The transcript has 2 exons.